AUGAGAGGCUUGAUGGCUGCUGUGACAGAGCUGCCCUUAGCUCCUUCCUGUGCCGUGUGCUGGCACCGCGGGGGAAGGGACCUUUGGGUGCGCCCAGGUCUGGGUGCAAUUGCCCUGCCCCCCAUUCAGACUGCGGGCAACAGCGUGGGUCUCCCGCGUCCCACCCCUGCUUGCAGGGGCAGCCUGAGGCUACUGGCCCCGGCCAGCGCACCGCAGCUGGGCCCCAGCACCAGCUCUGGACGGCCCGCUGCGCAGGCACGUGGAAACCUGCCGGGCAACCUCCGCCGCGGGGCUGCUGAGCCCCACCCAGCGCGGGCCGGCUGCGCGCAGCAGCAGGUGGAGAGGCCGGGGCUGGGCUAG
Messenger RNA from Dermochelys coriacea (leatherback sea turtle), 360 nucleotides. RefSeq lists its product as uncharacterized. The transcript has a single exon. The record is from RefSeq and is a predicted model, not a curated record. Lineage: Eukaryota; Metazoa; Chordata; Testudines; Dermochelyidae. Bases 1 to 360 code for a protein of 119 amino acids.